AUGUCGUGUAGUAUAAGUUAGAAAUAAGAUUCUUUUAGUAAUUAAGAUCCAAUUGAAAAAUUAAGUCAAAGAAUUUCUAAGAAAGAAUAAAUGGAAAUGAAAAGAUAAUUAGAUGUUAUGAUUAAUAGAGUAAAAAUGUUGGAAGUAUUUCGAUAACGAUUGUAACUUUUCUGAGUAUUUAGAUAAGGGAAACAGAUAUAAAGUGAAAUAAAAAAUGAACAAGUAAAUAGCAUUAGAAAUUAGUAUAAUGAAUACUUGAAGUAGGUAUUUAAUGAGUAAUCUAUUUAGUAAAGUAAACAUAAAGAAUCUAGGGAGUAAUCUCUGGAACUAUUUAGGGAAAAAACUAAGCUUUUGAAACAAUAACAAUAAUCACUAAGAGUUUAAAUUAGAUAAAGUGUGCAAUAAUAAAAGAAGGAAUAAUUUGAGUUAAUGAAAAAAUAAUCGUUGAAUCAUGAUAAAGUUAUAAUUCUCUAAAAAGAAAGAUCAAAAUCAUAUAAUGUUGAGAAGAAAUAAAGAGUUCAAUAAUAUGAAUAGUAAUAACAAUUAAACUUGGCUAUGUACAAAUAAUAAAAAUAAAAUUAAUUUAAAUCAUAACACAAAAAAGCAGUUCUUGAUAGCUUUAGAAAAAAAGCUUAAGAUUUUAUGAAAAUACAAUAAUUAUGGGAACAAGAAUAGGAUAUUUUGGAUUUAUUAAAUGAUUCUAAUCAUUCUAGAUUGACUAAUUCAAUAAUUAAAAACUGA
This is a messenger RNA of Paramecium pentaurelia, 741 nucleotides long. Lineage: Eukaryota; Ciliophora; Oligohymenophorea; Peniculida; Parameciidae. The record is from the annotation of a GenBank genome assembly.